Messenger RNA from Plasmopara halstedii, 159 nucleotides. RefSeq lists its product as uncharacterized. NCBI's taxonomy places the organism in Eukaryota, Oomycota, Peronosporomycetes, Peronosporales, Peronosporaceae. The record is from RefSeq and is a predicted model, not a curated record. Bases 1 to 159 code for a protein of 52 amino acids. The transcript is spliced from 2 exons.
AUGAGCGCACCUUUCGGUCACGUUUUAAGCAAAAGCUGCACGAAUUGGCUUAAUUGCCCCGCCGCGACGAAGCAGGGACCUAUAACAUUUUUAAUCCAACAGCAUCUUCUUGAACCUUAUGGCGAGGUGAAAGAAUUCUUUUUGAUGCAUGAAGAUUAA